Messenger RNA from Dovyalis caffra, 1359 nucleotides. The record is from the annotation of a GenBank genome assembly. NCBI's taxonomy places the organism in Eukaryota, Viridiplantae, Streptophyta, Magnoliopsida, Malpighiales, Salicaceae.
AUGGCAUUGCAGAAUAUUGGUGCUGCAAACAGCGAUGAUGCCUUCUACAGGUAUAAGAUGCCCAAGAUGGUUACCAAAAUUGAGGGACGAGGAAAUGGCAUCAAGACAAACAUUGUCAACAUGGUUGAUAUUGCCAAGGCUUUAGCAAGGCCAGCUUCUUACACUACAAAGUACUUUGGUUGUGAGCUUGGUGCACAGUCCAAAUUUGAUGAGAAAACAGGAAUUUCCCUUGUGAAUGGUUCUCAUGAAACUGCCAAACUUGCUGGGCUGCUCGAGAACUUUAUCAAGAAAUAUGUCCAGUGUUAUGGCUGUAGAAACCCUGAGACUGAGAUAAUCAUCACCAAAAGCCAGAUGAUCCAGCUGAAAUGUGCUGCUUGUGGUUUUGUGUCUGAUGUCGAUAUGAGGGACAAGCUUACUACUUUCAUUGUGAAGAAUCCUCCUGAAGCAAAGAAGGGAUCGAAGGACAAAAAGGCAAUGAGGAGGGCUGAAAAGGAGCGACUGAAGGAAGGUGAAGCUGCUGAUGAGGAGCUGAAGAAACUGAAGAAAGAAGGUAAGAAGAAGGGUUCUUCUACAAAGGAUGGCCAUGCCAAAACUAGCUCUACAAAGAAGAAAGUGAAUAGCUCUGAUGAGGAACGCAUGUCACCAACUCAUAGCCAGGUUGAUGAGAAGGAAGAGGUUGAUGAUGAAGAUGGUGAUGUCCAGUGGCAGACAGACACAUCUCUUGAGGCAGCUCGCCAACGCAUCCAAGAGCAGUUGAGUGCUGUGACAGCUGAUAUGGUCAUGCUCUCUACAGAAGACACAGAGAAGAAGGCUAAGGCUGCCAGCAAUGAAAAUGGCAGUCCGAAAGGUGCUUCACCACCUCGGAAGGAGAAACCAAAACCUGAGAAUGGUAAUUCAAGUACUCAUGAAACUCUUGUCAAUGACGUGAAGGUAAACCUAAAGAAAGGAGUUUCUGCAAGCCAAAUGCAGUCUAUUCUUGCUUCCCUUACUGGAUCUGCUCAGGAAAAGAUGGAUGGUCUGUUUGAGGUGUUGUUUGAUGGUGUUGAGAAAGGAUUUGCCAAGGAGGUUGUCAAGAAGAAAAAUUAUCUGGCUGCAGCUGUUGCUCAGGACGAGGGAUCGCAGUUGCUUCUUCUCCGAGCAAUCGGGUCUUUCUGUGGGAGGUCAAGCUCAAGUGCACUGAAGGAAGUCGCUCUUGUCCUGAAAGCACUCUAUGAUGUUGAUGUCCUGGAGGAAGAGUACAUCGUGCAGUGGUAUCAAGAAGGGCUAGAGGGACCUACCAAGGGUUCUCAGAUUUGGAAGAAUGUUAAGCCCUUUGUCGAUUGGCUCCAGAGUGCCGAGUCUGAGUCUGGGGAAGAAUGA